AUGGCCAUGGCAGGUACCCCUUUAGGCAGGCUCGCUUUAAAUGCUGCUUUUUUAAGAGGUGUUGCUAAUAAUCCGGGCGGUCUUGCUAAUAAAGGUAAAGGUUUUAGAAGUAGUCUCGAUAGUCUUGCAGGUUUUGCUUUUGCUCUUAAGACCUUCAAUUUAAAUGUAGCCUUUAUUAGAUUAAAUAGUCUUAUAGUAGCGAACCGUGCUCCGAUGAUACGAAGCGCUUCGAGUAUAUCACCUUUUCCUCUUGCGCUUGCGCUUACGCUAGCCGCCUUUAUCGCUCUCGUCGCUCCCGUAGCCUUCGCAGCUCUCGUCGCUCUCGCAAUACUUAUUAUCGUCGCUUCUUUUGCGCUAGCUAUUGCUUUUGCCGCUUUCGCGGCGGCGCCCGCCGUCGCUAUAACUCUUACGAAGCGCCGAGCUAAAGUAAAGAGAUUGCUAAGAGCUUUAAUUAAUCUUUUAUUAUAA
Drepanopeziza brunnea f. sp. 'multigermtubi' MB_m1 is the source of this 468-nucleotide messenger RNA. The record is from RefSeq and is a predicted model, not a curated record. Lineage: Eukaryota; Fungi; Ascomycota; Leotiomycetes; Helotiales; Drepanopezizaceae.